AUUUCAGCCAAAAACCAUGUCAAAAGUGUGCGAUGCAAUUCUAUCGGACGACGAUGAUGAUUUGGAGAUGGAUGAAGAGCAGGAAAAGCCAUCUACGAGCUCAAAAUCCGUGAAAAAUGAAGAAUUUGAGGAAUUUGAAGACGGCGAAGAUGUAGAGGAUGAGGAGGAUGAAGCUUCAGAUGAAGAUGAAGAAGAAUCUGAAGGAGAAGAAGGCGAUGAAUUCAAGUCAUCAGAUGACACCCCAAAGCCCAUUCAAAUCUCCGAAGACAACAUGACAACUAAGAAAUUCUCCCAACUCGGCGUGUGCUCCUGGAUCACUCAACAGCUUCAAACUAUGCAAAUUAAGACGGCGACGCCAGUUCAGGCGGCUUGUAUUCCAAAAAUUCUCGAAGGAAGCGAUAUUUUAGGCUGCGCACGUACUGGAACAGGAAAAACCCUGGCUUUUGCAAUUCCAAUUCUUCAAAAACUCUCAGUUGACCCAUACGGAAUCUAUGCUCUAAUUCUGACUCCAACUCGAGAGCUCGCCUUCCAAAUCGCCGAGCAAUUCACUGCUCUCGGAAAACCAAUAACUCUGAAAUGUUCUGUAAUUGUUGGUGGCCGAAGUUUAAUCCAUCAGGCCAGGGAGCUCAGCGAGAGGCCUCAUGUGGUUGUAGCCACACCUGGAAGGCUUGCAGAUUUGAUUGAAAGUGAUCCUGAUACAAUUGCAAAAGUAUUCAAAAAAAUUCAAUUUUUUGUGCUUGACGAGGCGGAUCGGAUGCUUGAAGGACAGUAUAAUGAUCAACUUAAACCGAUUUUUGAAUCAAUUUCUGAAAAACGACAGACUCUUCUACUAUCGGCAACUAUCACGAAUAAUAUCAACAUGCUUCAUAGGGUCUCGACACGAAAACCAUAUUUCUUUGAGGAUAAGGGAAAAGAUGAUGAGUCGACGGUUGAUCGGCUUGAGCAGAAAUAUGUGGUGUGUCCGGUGGCUGUGAAGGAUGCUUAUUUGGUUUAUGUCGUCAAGAAUUAUAGCGAAAAAAAUCCCAAAUCAUCAGUAAUGAUUUUUGCCCAAACAUGCCGUGAAUGCCAGGCUCUUGCCUAUAUGUUCGAAGGACUUGGUUUCCGUGUUGGCUCUCUUCACUCUCAAAUUCCACAGAAACAACGUCUGGCAGCACUCUCCGCUUUCCGUUCGAAAACUCUUCAAGUCAUUAUUUGUACUGAUGUAGCAUCACGUGGAUUAGAUAUUCCACACGUGGAUCUUGUCGUGAAUCAUAAUGUUCCACAGUGUCCAAAAACAUAUAUUCAUAGAGUUGGACGAUCUGCGAGAGCUGGUAGAUUUGGAUCUGCGCUGAGUUUUGUUACACAAUAUGAUGUGGAACUUCUGCAGGCUGUGGAGCAGGUUAUUGGGAAGAAGCUCGAUGAGUUGAAGGUCAGCCCAAAACAUGUCACCAAAUACGUCACCCAAGUGCUUGUGGCGAAGAAAGAAGCCGAGUUGAAGCUGGAAAAUCAGAAAUUCGGAGAGAAAAAGGAGAUUAAUCGAAGAAAAGAGCUUCUGAUGAGUGGAAUGGAUGAAGAUGAAGCUGAUAGGCAUUUGGAGGAAAUGAGGACUCGAAGAAUGACAAAUUCCAAGAGAAAGCUGGAGAAAAUUAGUGGACAAUUGGAUAAAAGAGAUCGAUUUCAGAAGAAAUUGGCGGCGAAAAAAGUGAAAAAGGAAGAAAAUUGAAUUCAUUUUAAAUAUUGUAAUUUUUGUUCAGCUUGUGUCGAUUUACGCGGCUCGUGUACUCCUCGUGGAGAAGUGCAAAAUUUUUACAGUUUUUGCUCAAAAUUACAGAAAACUGUUAACAAAAUGCAAAUUUUUGAACAAUUAAAACAAUUAAAAGUGGCCAAAAAUUACCAAAAAUUGCAAAUCUCCACUUUUUCAAAUUAAAAUUACGGUAUAUUUUUGGCAUUUAAAGUUGUGUUUGCGGCAAACGAUUUUUUUCCGGCAAAUCGGCAAAUUUGCCGGAAUUGAAAAUUUGCGGUAAAUCGGCAAACCUGCAACUUGCCGAAAAAACGGAAAUUGCCAUAGAUUUUCGGCAAAUUGCGAUUUUUUACCUUUUUUUUUUUUGAUAUUUCAGAAUUUAAAUUUUAAUCGGCAAAACUGUACGCAUCCUAUGACUAUUCCUACAUCUAAUUUGAAAAUUGGCAAAUUCUAUGAAAAUAUCUAGAAAACCGACAAAAAAAUUUCAAAAAAGCACAGUUUCAAGUUUUUCCGUCUCGUAAAAAUUCUUCCAAAAAAUUCCUGCAAAUUUAUGUUCGGUAAAUCGGCAGGUCGACAAUUCGCCGAUUUGCCGAUUUUGUCGACAAAGAAAUUUGCCGAACAGCAACUGUUAACAAAAUGCAAAUUUUUAAUUUAAAAUUAAAAUUUUUAAGUUGCCAAAAAUCACCAAAAAUUGAAAAUCUCAUUUUUUUUCUGGGAUUUAAAGCAAAAAAUCAUUUUUUUUUAGUGUUAAAUUCAAAAUUCUAGUACUUUACUUCUCCUCGUGGAGUACACGAGCUUGCGAUUUCUGUUGUUUUAGAUUUAAAUUGUUACUUUUUUUGUUUUGUUUUGUUUUUUUGUUGUUGAUUUCUUUUGAAAAAAAAUCAAUAUUUUCUA
This is a messenger RNA of Caenorhabditis elegans, 2614 nucleotides long. It is a transcript of the gene H20J04.4, whose product is annotated as RNA helicase. The transcript is spliced from 4 exons. Gene Ontology annotation, molecular function: ATP binding; nucleotide binding; hydrolase activity. The record is from RefSeq and is marked reviewed. NCBI's taxonomy places the organism in Eukaryota, Metazoa, Nematoda, Chromadorea, Rhabditida, Rhabditidae. Bases 17 to 1702 code for a protein of 561 amino acids. Gene Ontology annotation, cellular component: nucleus; P granule.